This is a messenger RNA of Dioscorea cayenensis subsp. rotundata (Guinea yam), 3744 nucleotides long. Its product is annotated as LRR receptor-like serine/threonine-protein kinase GSO1. Gene Ontology annotation, molecular function: protein binding. The transcript is spliced from 2 exons. The record is from RefSeq and is a predicted model, not a curated record. NCBI's taxonomy places the organism in Eukaryota, Viridiplantae, Streptophyta, Magnoliopsida, Dioscoreales, Dioscoreaceae. The coding region runs from base 594 to 3542 and encodes 982 amino acids.
UGUAAAAGGUCCACAACUUGAGUUUCUUUCAUCUACUACCAAUGGCUGCAAGUGGGGACUCUCCUAACCUUUCUAUCUUUUUGAGCAUGCUUUAGUUCACCAUCCUACCACACAAUCAUGCUGCUCAAAAAUCCAUUGGUGAAAAAAAAACAAGAAAAGAAAAGAAAAGAAAUGACCAAAGAAAUUGUCUUGUCGAUGGGGCUUCUGGUUGUAAUGAAGCACUUUCCAUGUCACCAAAAAUUAAAUAAAUAAAUAAAUAAUAGGAGUAGAGGAGCGGAGCUUCAGAUCCCAUAAAAUCAUUCCCUCAAAGAUCAAUCACUUUCCAACUGCUUUAAGCCUUUCUAAUUAUCUUUAUCAGGGAGGGAGUUGCUUCCAAGAAAACUUUACAAACACCUAAGAAGUUCUCAGCAACCGGUCAAAUUCAAGUGCAUGGUGUAUCAGUAGCUUCUUAUCCAUUCCACUUCCAUGGCGGCUCAUGCUUCUCCUCCACCUUCAAAAGAACUUCAUCGUAAGAGCAGGAAUGAGCAGAUGCAGUAAGUCCAAAAGUAACUUGUUUCUCUGUUUCUCUCUCUGUUCUCAACUAUCUAACUGCAAUGAGUAGUAUUCUUAGCUACUUGAUGAUGAAGAAGAUGAUGAUGAUGAUGAUGAUGCUAGUUUUAUCAGUAUUUACAAUUACUGCACUUGGAGAUUUAUCUUCAAACUACCAGUCACUUAUGCUCAUAAAAUCAGACUUAGUAGACCCAAGGGGUGUUCUCAGUAGCUGGUCAUCUCAAGGGAGUAGUACUACUGGUCUCUGUAACUGGAAUGGAAUUGCAUGUUCAAUGUCUCAGACUGAUGUCUUGGAAUUGAACUUAUCUAGUUCUGGUCUUUCUGGCUCCAUUUCAUCAGAGAUUGGAAGCCUAGUGUCUCUCCAAGUUCUUGAUUUAUCUUCAAAUUCAUUAUCGGGUCUUAUUCCUCUUGAGCUUGGGAUGCUGAAAAACCUCAGUGUGUUGCUUCUCUACUCCAACUCUCUCUGGGGAGGUAUACCUCCACAGCUUGGUCUCCUAAACCAGCUCAAGGUUCUCAGAAUAGGAAAUAACAUGCUGUCAGGGGAGAUCCCUCCACAGCUUGGGAACUGCAGCGAGAUGGAGAUUCUUGGCCUGGCAUCCUGCCAGUUAAACGGGAGCAUUCCCAAUGAACUGGGCAAUCUGAUGCACCUGCAAUCACUCAUCCUGCAAAACAAUAGUGUCAGUGGAAAAAUACCUGAAGAGAUCAUUGGCUGCAGGAGUCUUCAAAUUUUCUCUGCAGCUGAUAACAAGCUCCAAGGAGAGAUUCCUUCAGGUAUUGGGACACUGGUGGAACUUCAGGCUCUGAACCUGGCCAACAAUAAGCUCUCCGGAGUGAUACCCAGCGAACUGGGGAAGCUCUCAGGCCUGACUUAUCUCAACCUGCUCAACAAUGAACUCAGUGGCACCAUCCCUUUUGAGCUGAACCUAUUGACUCGGUUGCAGAAACUGGACUUGUCUCAGAACAACCUCACUGGGACCAUUACUCUCUCCACCACCCAUUUGAAGGAACUCCAGUAUCUCGUGCUCACAGACAACUACUUAGAUGGUGAAAUCCCAACUGAUCUAUGCCCAGCUGCUCCUGAUAACAAUACUCACUGGAAUCUUCAGAACCUGUUCCUAGCUGGGAACAACCUCACCGGCUCCAUCGAAGUCUUGCUCGACUGCAUUUCACUCCAGUCACUUGACCUCUCAAACAACAGUUUAAGUGGAAUGAUCCCUGCCGGCAUAGACCGUCUCACCAAACUCACCAAUCUUAUCCUCCACAACAACAGCCUGACCGGCACGUUGCCACCCCAAAUAGGCAACCUCACCAACCUGGAGAUGCUCGCGCUCUUCCACAAUGAUCUUGUGGGUGAAAUCCCGGCAGAGAUUGGUAAACUUAAGAAGCUCACUCUCUUUUUUCUCUACGAGAACCAGAUGUCAGGGAUCAUCCCACCAGAGCUCACCAAUUGUUCCAACUUGCAAGAGCUGGACUUGUUCGGUAACCAGUUCACAGGCAGCAUUCCAGAUAACAUCGGGCAGCUGCAGAACUUGGUAGUUCUGCAACUAAGACAGAAUGAUCUUUCAGGCUUCAUUCCACCAAGCCUUGGCCACUGCAUGAGCCUGGAGAAGCUAGCAUUGGCUGAUAACCUUCUCUCCGGGACACUGCCGGAGACCAUGGGUUCCCUCUCGCGACUGAGUCUUGUCACCUUGUACAACAACUCUCUUGAAGGUCCUCUGCCGGAGUCUCUGUCCUCUUUGCAGAAUCUCACCAUCAUAAAUUUCUCUAAUAAUAGGUUCACCGGAAGCAUCUCUCCUCUCUUGGGUUCAAGUUCUCUCAUCAAGCUGGACCUCACCAACAACCACUUCUCCGGCCAAAUUCCAUCCAUGCUCGGUGACUCCAAACAGCUGCUUCGACUUCGGCUCGGCCAAAACUUUCUCAGCGGUGUGAUUCCCUCUGAACUCGGCCAGCUUCACGAGCUUGGUUUCCUUGACUUAUCAUUCAACCAACUUAACGGACUUGUCCCGCCAGAACUCUCCAACUGUAAGCAACUGUCUCAUCUCAUUCUCAAAGAAAACAUGUUCUCUGGUACGCUUCCUUCUUGGCUAGGAAGCCUGAGCUCGCUCGGAGAACUCGACCUAUCCUUCAAUAACUUCUCCGGCAGUGUGCCUGCUGAGCUUGGGGGUUGCUCAAGCUUGAUCAAACUCUCCCUCAGUGACAACCAGCUCACUGGCGUCAUCCCACCAGAGAUUGGAAAUCUCACCAGCCUCAAUGUUGUCAAUCUCCAGAAUAACAACCUCUCCGGUCCCAUACCUUCCUCCAUUCAACAUUGUACAAGUCUCUAUGAACUGAGACUCUCCCAAAACCUGUUAACAGGACCAAUACCUCCAGAUCUUGGACUGUUGUCUGAUCUACAAGUGAUAUUGGACCUGAGUCAGAACCAUUUGUCUGGUGAAAUACCUGCCUCUAUUGCCAACCUUGUCAAGUUAGAGAGACUCAAUCUUUCUUUUAAUCAACUCCAGGGAAGAAUACCAUCCUUUCUGGGACUUCUCACAAGUCUCCACAGACUCAACCUGUCCCAUAAUUUCCUCUAUGGCGAGAUCCCACAUUCUCUAUCAGUUUUCCCAGUUGACUCUUUCUCUGGUAAUGACCUUUGUGGAUCACCAAUGGCACUAUGCUUUGCACCUCCUGCUUCAGGGCAGAGGUUAUCAAAUGGUAUGGUUGCUGGCAUAAUAGUAGCCAUUGUCCUCACCUCAACACUGGUUAUACUGGUGCUGCUUUACAUAAUGAUCAGGAUCUGGUUGAACUGGAGGCAUGUCUCUGUCUCAGUUUCAGAUGGUGAAGGGUAUGAUGAGCAUGGUAGGUACUGGAAGGUUAGCACCACAACCUGCAGUGCUACUGCUACUUCUACUUCUUCUCAUGAAAAGCAGGGGUCUAGUGCAUCAGACUCAUGCAUUCUUCAGCAUAAGACAAUGCAACUGGCUGACCUUGAGAAUCAAACCAAGAGUUAUUAACUUCCUGAGAGGGAAAAUAAAAUUAUUACUUGGGAAAAUUAUUUUUGGUUCAAUCUCGUUUUUGAAGAUUCCCUCUGAAAGGACGACCCAUAAAAAUUCUUUCCGGUUGUCUUUAAAACUCACGUGAUUUGGGUCCAGGCCCAAUGAAUGAUUGACUCAACACAAGGCCCACAUGGAAAACAUGUGGGUAAUCCUCUUUACG